Molecule: messenger RNA, 2409 nt
Organism: Ziziphus jujuba (common jujube)
Lineage: Eukaryota; Viridiplantae; Streptophyta; Magnoliopsida; Rosales; Rhamnaceae
Product: 3-ketoacyl-CoA synthase 11
Exons: 2
Coding region: 440-1978 (512 amino acids)
Biological process (GO): fatty acid biosynthetic process
Cellular component (GO): membrane
Molecular function (GO): acyltransferase activity, transferring groups other than amino-acyl groups
Source: RefSeq, a predicted model, not a curated record
AAAAAGAACCAGAAAGCGCCGCCUCCAAAAAACGCGUAGGCUUCGCCGAUUUCGUCUACGGCUUCCCAUUAUCUUCUCUUCGGCUUCUAUUACUCUCUUAUUCUGUUUCUCUCUCUCUCUCUCUCCCUCGCUCUUUCUUUCUAUAGAUAUAUAUAUUUAUAUAUUUUGGUCCUUCUCGCCCCCACGUUCUCUGCCUAAUUAUAUAUAAAUAAUCUUUGUUUAAAAAAAAAAAAAACUUUUUUUAAUUUGAAUUUCAAAUAUCUUAUUACCGUUUUUAGACUCUCUCUUUCUCUCCCUCUCUCUCUCUCUCUCUCUCCCUCGUCGUUUCUUUCAAUUGGUAUAUAUAUUCAGCUUUUGUUUAUCUGCCCCUCUCCCUUUUGCUUCUCUGGCGGCAUUCCUUCGAUCUCUGGUGGGAUUUCUAGUCAUCUAAAGGGAAAUAAUGGCAGAGCCAAAACCAGACACCCCCUUGAUCCCACCACAAUCAUCAUCCCGAAACCUCCCCGAUUUCAAAAAGUCUGUGAAAUUAAAAUAUGUGAAGCUUGGAUAUCAUUACCUCAUAACCCAUGGAAUGUACCUCUUUCUUUCCCCUCUUGUGGUCCUAAUUGCCGCUCAGCUCUCAACAUUUUCUCUCCAAGAUCUUCAUGAUCUGUGGGAGAAUCUCCAAUUCAACUUGAUUUCGGUGGUCAUAUGCUCAGCCCUCCUUGUUUUCCUAUGCACCCUCUACUUUGUUACCCGACCUCGGCCUGUAUAUCUUGUUAACUUCUCCUGCUACAAACCAGAUGAAGCUCGGAAAUGCACGAAAAAGAUUUUUAUGGAUCAGUCCCGGAUGACUGGCUCAUUUACGGAGGAGAAUCUCCAGUUCCAGCGUAAGAUCCUUGAGAGAUCUGGCCUUGGGGAUUCGACCUACCUUCCCGAGGCUGUGCUCAAUAUUCCUCCCAAUCCAUCAAUGCAUGAAGCUAGAAAAGAAGCUGAAACUGUGAUGUUUGGUGCAAUCGAUGAGCUCUUUGCUAAGACCUCUGUAAAAGCCAAAGACAUAGGAAUACUAAUUGUAAAUUGCAGCCUAUUCAAUCCAACUCCAUCUCUCUCUGCUAUGGUUAUUAACCAUUAUAAGCUUCGAGGGAAUAUAGUUAGUUACAAUCUAGGAGGGAUGGGUUGCAGUGCUGGUCUGAUCUCAAUUGCUCUUGCCAAAGAUCUUCUUCAGGUUCAUCCUAACUCUUAUGCACUGGUUAUCAGCAUGGAGAACAUCACGUUGAACUGGUACUUUGGGAAUGACCGAUCGAAGCUUGUUUCAAACUGCUUAUUUAGGAUGGGAGGGGCUGCAAUUCUGCUUUCAAACAAGCGAUCUGACAGAAGAAGAUCUAAAUACCAAUUGGUGCACACUGUUCGUACCCACAAGGGUGCUGAUAGCAAGUGCUUUGGCUGUGUUACCCAAGAAGAGGAUAGCAAUGGCAAGAUUGGUGUUACUUUGUCAAAGGAUCUGAUGGCCGUAGCAGGUGAUGCUUUGAAAACCAACAUCACCACAUUAGGGCCUCUUGUUCUGCCAAUGUCCGAACAGUUGCUCUUCUUUGGUACUCUAGUUGGGAGGAAACUGCUCAAGAUGAAGGUCAAACCUUACAUCCCAGAUUUCAAACUAGCUUUUGAGCACUUCUGCAUACAUGCUGGGGGAAGAGCUGUUUUGGAUGAAUUGGAAAAGAACUUGCAGCUAACUGAUUGGCAUAUGGAGCCAUCGAGAAUGACACUAUAUCGAUUUGGAAACACUUCAAGCAGCUCACUUUGGUAUGAAUUGGCUUAUACAGAAGCCAAGGGAAGGAUGAAGAGAGGAGAUAGAACAUGGCAAAUAGCUUUCGGCUCUGGGUUCAAGUGCAAUAGUGCUGUCUGGAAGGCUUUGAGGACCAUAAACCCUGCAAAGGAAAAGAACCCAUGGAUGGCAGAGAUCCAUCAGUUCCCAGUAGAUGUUCCAAAAGUUUCAGCGAUCUAAAACUCAAAAAUGGUACUACCCUAUUCUUAUGCCACCAUAUUCAGGUGGCCAUUGAUGGCUUUUUCAUCAUCUAAUUAAGGUGUUAGAACGUAUUCUUGCUUUUCCAUUUCCAAGAUUGUAGGGCAUUUGGUUGUGCGUUUCUCAUAGAAGAUUAUUGGUGGUUUCUGGGAUGUGGGUGUGACUUUCUACCGGGCACGGUAUAGAAGAUAUUUUAGGCAUGAAUUCAUGGCUUCUUUCUUCAUCGAAGUAUUUCGAGCGUCUUUUAAAGUAGAAUUAGAAUAUUAGAUGGUGGCUGUAACUUUAUUAUUGUGGCCUUAGGCCAGAAAAAAAGAUUAGGCCUUUUAAUUAAAUAGUAAUUUUGAUAUAAAUAUGAUUAAUUGAUGUACUUUAUUUCUCCUUUUUAGUGAUAUUCAAGCUCUUUAUUGCUUUUA